CCCUCACUGUGGGCAUCCCGCUGAACGACUCCAUCGACGACGACGGGACCUGAGUCGUGAGCUGCUCCAUAACGUUCGUGCUACCCCAUCGACGACGCAAUCGUCGGCCGCCGUCACAAUGUCCAGCACUUCAUCCCCGACGUACACGAUCAGCAAGACACUCAAUACCAAUUAUCCACUUAUCGACAAUGACCCGCACUUCCGCCGUGUAAUCGGCUACGCUCGCCCGUCCGAUUAUGUUCACGGCACCGUUGCGGGGGCUGCUGGCCCCGGCCUUCUAUAUCUGAUGGAGAAGAUGGCACCAUCAGGUGUUGGAAAGGGUGGCUUUCCCAAGGCGAUGCGACUGGCAACCGCCGUGGGUUUCUUCGGUGGCUUUCUUUACUUUUACCAACGAUCCAUCCUCCGUUUCUAUGGCAUGAGCGAGAACGCCCGCGAGGUACAGAUGGACAUGCGUGAGAUGGUUGACAAGGUCAAGGCUGGUCAGCCACUUUACGGUGUCAGUACUCUGCCUGUCGAUGUUCAAGGCAUGGCUGCUCGUCAGUCGAGAUACUCGGCCCUUUUCUUCGCUGUCCUCCCUUGGUUCAACUUUGUGAACCACAACCAGCAUGGUGUCGACACAGCCAAGUACUACCAGCAGGCCGAGAGGGAGUUGGAGGCUGAGCGCUUGGGCAAGGGAAGCUCGUCGUAAGAUACGAGCAUGGCGGAAGUCAAAUACGAAGGCCGGGAAUGGUAGUCCGCCAGAGGGUGAGAACAGAACCUUGUUAGGCGAGAGGGCUGACCUAUCGGAUGAUGGUGUAAACAUGGAGCUUUAAACGCUGGACCAACAGAACAGAACGCAAGUUAACGACCAUCCCCUACCCUGACCUUUACGCGAUACUUCAGGAGGUGCGUUGAUUGGCUGGGUUGUUAGAGGUGUUCAUCACCAAUAGAGAACUACCUAUGGACAAGAGGGUGCGCUUUGUGUUACGCUGAUAUUACGGCAGCCACUGAGAUUUCGGGACCUGCCUGAUGCCGCAGCCUCGCUGACGUAUCACUUGACAACCUCCCGAUGAAUUGAGGAUUGGGUCUGGUUUACUCGUCAAGUCUACAAUUAUGACAAUGACAAGAUGAGCCAUUUACAAUUCAUGCAUUUCUCU
Messenger RNA from Neurospora tetrasperma FGSC 2508, 1136 nucleotides. RefSeq names its product NADH/ubiquinone oxidoreductase. The transcript has 4 exons. The record is from RefSeq and is a predicted model, not a curated record. Bases 119 to 688 code for a protein of 189 amino acids. Lineage: Eukaryota; Fungi; Ascomycota; Sordariomycetes; Sordariales; Sordariaceae.